AGUCCCGGGCGGCUGAAAACUUCCCGGUCCCGGGCGGGGCGGCGGCAGUUUCGGUUCGUGCCCGGCCCCAUGGCAGCGCCCCCCCGCCUCGGAGCGACCCUCCUGCUGCUGCUCCUGCUGCGGGCUCCCCCCCCAGGCUCGGGGAAUGAGGGGGGCGCACUUGGGCUCUGCAAAUGCCAGAGGCUGAAGAGGGCCCCCGGGGGCCGGCUCCAGGACCUCGCCGACAAAGUGAAGGGCUACCAGGCCUGCGGGAGGCACCUCGUCCGGUUCGAGCUGCCCCGAAUACAGAUCUGUGGGCUGGCCAGCGCCGACUGGGUGACCGAGCUCCGGGGGCUCUGGGAGAAGAAAGAAGCCGGAAGGAUUGAUGCCCGCCAAGGGGGCGGGGGGCCGGCUCCGAACCCCCCCAAUGCGCCCCUGGCCCCCAACGCCUACCCCCCCAUGCCCAGCACAGCCCGACCCCUAGAAUCCCAUGGAUCCACAGAUGCCCCCCCGGAGCCGCCUGCAGCCCCAGAGCCCCACGGCCAGACCCCCAGAGCCCCACGGACCCACGGCCAGCCCUAUGGAGCCCCACGGACCCUCAGACGGACCCCCAGCGCCACACGGACCCACGGCCAGACCCCCAGAUCCCCACGGACCCUCAGACAGACCGUCGGCACCGCACGGACCCACGGCCAGCCCCACGGAUGA
Molecule: messenger RNA, 687 nt
Organism: Gopherus flavomarginatus (Mexican gopher tortoise)
Lineage: Eukaryota; Metazoa; Chordata; Testudines; Testudinidae
Gene: CXCL16
Product: C-X-C motif chemokine ligand 16
Biological process (GO): T cell chemotaxis; response to tumor necrosis factor; positive regulation of cell migration
Molecular function (GO): low-density lipoprotein particle receptor activity; scavenger receptor activity; chemokine activity
Source: RefSeq, a predicted model, not a curated record